Molecule: messenger RNA, 1566 nt
Organism: Eleginops maclovinus (Patagonian blennie)
Lineage: Eukaryota; Metazoa; Chordata; Actinopteri; Perciformes; Eleginopidae
Gene: pthlha
Product: parathyroid hormone-like hormone a
Exons: 4
Coding region: 358-933 (191 amino acids)
Biological process (GO): bone mineralization
Cellular component (GO): extracellular region
Molecular function (GO): hormone activity
Source: RefSeq, a predicted model, not a curated record
CAUAGGAGGCGGGGAGACAAAAACACGCAGCGAGACUGAAAAUGAUCCCGUGAAGAUGCCCAAGUAAAGUUUGAGGCUCUGCAGAAACAACAUGUGAGUGCUGCAGAGCCUCGGUGACGUGUGCACCGCUCACAUGUGCCACUGUUUAGGGUUUUAUGGAGUAAAGUUAGCAGGAAGUGGGAGUGAGUGAGUUCACGGUGCUUCUGCUGAUGUCACGAGGAGGGCUGAACGGUUUUAUAAAGCUGCAGGAACAUGCAGCGGAGGAAACAGAUCUGCAGAGGAGUGUCUUCUCUUCACGGGACCUUUAUUAUCCCCGAGGAUUCAUAGCAGAGGAGAACCCAGGACCCCUCAUACAGGAUGAGUUUCCUGCAGCAGUGGAUCCUCGCUCUCUUCCUGCUCUGCUCGCCGGGCCACGGCCGCCCCAUCGACGCCGUCAGCAGCAGAAUAAAGCGCUCGGUGUCCCACGCUCAGCUGAUGCACGAUAAGGGCCGGACGCUGCAGGACUUCAAGAGGAGGAUGUGGCUGCAGGAGCUGCUGGACGAGGUCCACACUGCCGAGACCAGAGACCUGCCCCCCCGCCCUCCCCCAUCUGGAGUAGGGGGAAUCAGCCUCGAGGGGGGGGUGAGCACCACGGGCAGCACCAUGCACUCUAAACCCCCGGGGGGGACCAAGAACCUCCCCCUCAGCUUCAGGGAGGAAGAGGAGAACCUCCCGCAGGAGACCAACAAGUCGCUGCGAGCGCAGGGGAAGAAGAAGAAGAAAGGGAGGGGGGGCCGGAGGAGGGGAGGGGGGGAGGGCGAGAAGAGGAAGAGGAGGGAACGCUCGCUGGGGGGGGAGGGGGGGGAGGAGGGAGCAAGAUGGAGGCAGUGGAGGGCUGGAGUGGAGGACGCUGCUCGGCCUCCAGAGGAAGUGAAACGCUGUCAGACUGACUAAGAAACCUGCGGACACUCGACUCCUAAAUUCUCACGUUGCAGUUUUUUCCUGUGAAAGUGAUUAUUUGGAAAGAAAUUGGAAAUAUUUAUUGUGUGUAAAUAUUCUAAAUAUAGCAGAAUAGAUAGCAGAAUAUGAUCAUUAAAAAUAUUUGAUGCUCUGUGAGGCAACAGAUUUUACUCUUUGUGAAUCCUUUGCUUUUUAUUCUUUUUUUAUUCCAAUAAUGUUGGUAAUUUAUUUCGUCUGAAUGGUGUAUUUAUUUUUGUAAAUGUAUCGAGGUGCUGCUGACCUUCUAUAUUUUUGUACCAUAAUGCACUUUAGAUAUAUAAAUAUAAAUAUAUAUACCAUUAAUUUUGUGCGUUUGUUGUUUGAAUGAAAUGAAGAAAAAACGACGGUCGUCUUUCUGUGUUCUUGUUCACUUUUUUUAUUUCUCGCUGCUGAUUUUUCUGAUGUUUUCUGAUGGAAAAUGUUGAUUUAUUUUAUUUUGUGUUUGAGUCCCGCUGCCUCUGUUUCCUCCACAUGCUCUGCUUCUCAAAUUCUCCUGUACAUAAACCAAACAGCUAGAUAUUUGUUGUUUUUGGCACUUGCACUGAGAUAAACACCCUGUACUGAACGGAUUAAACAUUUGACACAAUC